UUAUGAUUUCUAUAUAUAGAGUUUGAAAUGUUACCAAAAUUCACAUGUUUUGCGAUUUCAUGGUAUCUCUCAGAAGAAAACAAAAUAUCAGUGAGCAAAUGUCAUGCUUUAAGUGCGGAACUAGCAGCGGUAAUGUUAAUGCUAGUUCUUUUUCUGGCUUUAAUAUUACCUCAAAUAUGCAAGCUGCUUCUUUAGCAGAUCAAGUAGAUGUUGCGAUUAAUGACACAACAAGUGCUGAAGAUUUUGAUGCUCUUCAUGAUUGGAUGGAUAAUCAACUUGCUGAUCUUGCUAAGCAUGACCAUAAUGAUGUUGAUGGAUAUCUAUCGUUGCAAGACAAUAAUAAGGAUACUGUUUCCCAAGAUGUUACGGGACUAGAUUUUCAGAUAUCAUCACUUCAUGAUAGCGAUGAUGAUCAUCACGACCAUACUAUAUUCGUGAGUGGUUAG
Beta vulgaris subsp. vulgaris (sugar beet) is the source of this 446-nucleotide messenger RNA. RefSeq lists its product as uncharacterized. The transcript is spliced from 3 exons. The coding region runs from base 45 to 446 and encodes 133 amino acids. The record is from RefSeq and is a predicted model, not a curated record. NCBI's taxonomy places the organism in Eukaryota, Viridiplantae, Streptophyta, Magnoliopsida, Caryophyllales, Amaranthaceae.